Molecule: messenger RNA, 6607 nt
Organism: Pectinophora gossypiella (pink bollworm)
Lineage: Eukaryota; Metazoa; Arthropoda; Insecta; Lepidoptera; Gelechiidae
Gene: RhoGEF64C
Exons: 11
Coding region: 404-5746 (1780 amino acids)
Biological process (GO): positive regulation of Rho protein signal transduction
Molecular function (GO): guanyl-nucleotide exchange factor activity
Source: RefSeq, a predicted model, not a curated record
CCGAGACGGACGCAUGCGCCGACACGAACUUACGACAAACAACCGCCGCGCGCGCAACUAACAGUGCACCUAAAGCACUAACCAAAAAUUUCAGUGCUGUGAAGUGAGUGAGAAGAGACCAAAAACAGUGCAGUGAAAAAACAGUUUCGAGAUUUUCGAGAACCAGUGUCGAGAUUGUGAGAUUUUUUCUCGUUAUUUGACACACAUAUGACGUGAAUAACGGUGUACGAUCCGACGGUCGAUCGACUCGCUAAAAUCGAAAAAAGUGUUAGUGUUUUACAACAGUGUGCCAGAAUUUUAACGGACUUGCCUAAGCACAGGUAGUGGAGACGCGGUAAAGAAGAGCUUCGCUAGUAUUUAAGAGCGAUGUCUCGGUGGAAGGGCAUAUUGAGGUAGCCGGCAGAUGGCAGCAGCGAGCACGGCAAUGUACCGGCCCGGGGCUCUCGACCCCUCCUGCUAUGCCACACAAAGGAUAUACGACACACCGGAGAGUACGCGGUCGAAGAAAUGGUCAUCGAAACUGAAGCUGAACACGUCAGGGAGCACCAAGUCGUCUGACAAGUCUCCUGAAAGCCCGUACAUGUACGGAACUAUUAGCGCACCGGGAGGGUCAGCCUUAUCUAAAUCAAUGAAGUAUGCAGAGACUUGGCUUUACGGGUCCGUCAGGACCCAAACCCCACCUAUUAGACCCAGCGUCUUCUCGGCCUACCCAGAAGUUACAGGUCCCGUCCUAAUAAGCACUCCUCAAAAACCAACGCCACACAAUUAUGCUGUCAUACUAUGUUCCUGUCCUGAGUACCUCAAUGGUACGAAGAAAACCAGCUCUACCAAAGUCAGUAUAUGUAAGAAAUGUAAAGGAUCUCGAUUGCCGUUGACUAUUGCAGAAAGUCCACGACUAUUGGUAGGAGGCACAGUUAGAGGACCGCAAGUUAGUCGGGAAUCUGGUAUGCUAAAAGGCGGAACAGUUAGAGUUCAAGGAUCUAAGUCGAGACCUACAAUACUGAAAAAUAAUGGUGAAGCUGACCCAUAUGACUUGAUGCGACGUAGCAGAUUGGCACCGCCCCAUGAAGCUCGUAUCGGAAGUCAAUUUUCAACUUCGCGGUCAAGAGCUAAAAGCAUUAGCCCUUGCCGAAUAAAAAAUAAAAAACCAAGUCCAGAAACUCUUCGUAAAAGCAGAAGCAAAUCUGUAACUCGUGUAAACGAAAUAUGGGUAGAAGAAGAUGAGUCUCUUCAAGAAUCCAAAAAGUCAAUUCUAUCUUGUGACAUAAAUCCGUAUGAUUUAGUUAAGUCAGGUGGAAGUUCAAAAUCCUUAUUAGAAAUUGAGUUUGAUGACAACUUUGGUGAUGUUUUUCAUGAUUCAUUAAAAAAUGGCAGUUUCAAACCUCUAAGCAAAUCAAAGUCUGACUCUAAUGUAAAAGCAAUAAGCGGACAAAGAAUUAAAAUUGCUGAAGAUACUAAAUGUGACGAUUUAGCAUAUGACCCUAUAAAUUUUGAUCUCAAGACACCUGAACACAAAACUUCAGAUAUUUCCUCUGCUUUGUCAUUGCCAAAUAUUAAAAAUGAAAGCAAGAAAUCAAUGUCACUAAGCAAAAAUACAAGUAAAAGGAUAUUAAAUAUACCCACCACAAAUCGUACUAAACAGAAAAGCGUUUCACCUAAACGGCCGCCAAGAAGAAUCAGAAGUGUUAAAACAGAUGAUGAUAGCGAAAGUGAUAAUCAACGUUUGCCAGAUAGAAGUUUCAAUAGAAAAACCUACAAUGAUACACUUCGUAAUCAGAAAUAUAAAAAUCAAAAUACUGAUACAAUAAAAUCUAUUUUAAAGAAACCAAAAAACUACGAACUGAAUGAUUCUAAUACCAAAACAGAAACUUCAGAUGAUUCCUUUGAUAGCAAACGUGUAAAUUCAUCGCAGUUUUAUCUUCCAAAACCUAAAGAUAAGGGAAACUAUUCUCAAAACAUGCUGCAAAGAAAACGCGUUCAAUUUUUGGUGGAGAAGGAAGAGACUAGGGUCAUUUGUACGGCAGAAUUCAACUUUGAACAAACUACUCUGAAUGAAACAAGAGAAAGUAAUGUUGACACGGAGGAAGAUAUUUCAGCAGAAGGUGAUGUUGUUAGUCACAGCUUAGAUUACCAAUCAAGCAACUGUGAAGAGUCACUUCAAAUUAGUAGCUUGGAAACAUAUCAAACUAACACUAUAGAAAUUUCAGAACUAAUAAAUCAAGAAGUUCGAAAUAGCCAUCACGAGAUUUAUGAAGAUGUACAAGUCAAUAAGUUUGAAACUGUCGUCGAAGAAAAUCAAUAUGUUUUAGAAAAUGGCAGUACCGUAGCUGGAAACGAAAAUAACAACAGUGUUGAAGAUAAUGAAAUUCCCAAAAUACCAAUUUUGCGGCGCUCUGAGUCUGAAAGACUAGCAACAACUUUGUCGAUCUCACCACCAAAGUUUUUGGAUACAAUGGCUUUGCGACCAAAAUCAAAACAUGGACAUUCAAGCCAAAUAUUUGUAACAUUGGUCAAUGAUACGGAAACUAUUUACCAAAACAAUUCCCAGCAACCUGUGAAAGAAAAAGUAUUAGAAGAAAUACCACAGGCAGGAAUGGAUCAUCAAGAAAUUGAAUCUGGGAAUUUAAGCGACAGCAGUGAUAUAACAAAGCAGGUACUUACUAACUUACGUCGAGGUUUAUCAGAGUCACCGGAACCUCCACCCAGACUGAAAUCUAAAGAUCGUUUACGAGUCAAGAAACAUAACAACUAUAUGAAAACUCGUUUUAUUAGAAAUAAUUCCACAAGUUCCACUAGUGAUGAGUGGUCAGACGCUAAUGAUUAUGAACAGAAAACUAUAUUACGAGUGAAACAAUUCGAUUCAGAAGAUAACGAUCACCCGAAAGAGGCUUCAAGUGCCAUGAAAUUUAUUGAAAAUGAACCAAGAAAAACAUCUAUUCAGAUAAAUGGUAACGAAUGUUAUUCUACUAUGAACGUAAGUAACGAUACACCAAUUUAUCUAUCAUCGGUUGUCGUAAACGAUGAUUAUGGUAACACUUGCAACACUUAUCAAACUGGAACAACUGUUACAAUUAGUGUUGGAACUCCCGAAAAAGAACUCAAAAAGUCAAAAAGUCAAAUUUAUAUCGGUGCAGUACUGUCAGACCAAAAGGAAAAUAAACCAGAAGCUAAUGCUUACGAGGAAUAUUGCGCAGACGCCAACAGAAAAGCUUUAAAUGGCGAUAGAAGUUCUAACGAUUUAUCUUCUAUACUGGCUGAUCCUGUAGAAGCUGUAAAACGAAACUUAAUUCCGCAUGUUUGUGGUAAAAAAGAUGACGUAUUGCCAAAUGGGGAAAAUCAACAAGAAAAUGGAGACUUUGUCACGAAGCUUUUUGAUGAUCCCUUCUUUGGUCAUCUAGCGGAGGGCUUAGAUUCAGAUCUAGUGAAAAAACUAAUAGAAAACUCUUUAAUAAAACUCCAGGAAUCAAAACAUCAAGAGGGAACAGAAAGCAGCAAAAUGACCAUAGAAAAACUAAUAGAGAGCUCCCUUAAGAACAUGAAGGAGGAAGUGACCAAAAAUGAACAAGGAAAAGAAGAAAAACCAAAGAUACAGGAAAAAACUAUAGACAGCGAAUCGAAUAAAGAUAAAAUAAUCGAUUCCGUUUGUCCUGAAAAUGAAGACAACGGCUGCUCUGCUCCCUAUGAAAGUAUGGAGUAUGAGAGCGGUGCUAUGGGAGUUUUCUCAGAUCUCGAACCAAUGUCGGACUGUUACAAUGCGUCGGCAAGUGAACUAUCCACAGAAGACGAUACAAACUCGACAAGAUCAAAGUUCUAUCAAAUGUUGGUAGACGCCGCCUUAUGUGAUAUUGAAAUUGCAAACAAUACUGAUGACGACCAUCAUUACGAAUCCAUUCGUUUGAAUAGUGAUCCGAUUUACGAAGAAAUUGGAGAUAUGCCGCCGCCUUUACCAGUUAAUCCUCCACCAAACUCAUUAAUGCUGUUAGACGACGAGAAACGUCAUGGUUCUCGUUCCAUAUUUGAAGGUGCAUCGAAAUACGACAUUCUGUCGUACUUAGUUGAUGCAAAAGAACGAGGCAUUGAUGACGAGGAAACUUACAUUACUAGUUAUGUGACUGAAAAUGGCACCACUUUAAUAGAGGAUAGAAAAGAAAAGCAUAUUAAUAACGAAAUUAUUAAUACACAUCUAAGUAGUAACACCAGUCAGUUGUCUCACGCGUCUGACUCAAGUGAAGACAACUCAUUAAUUAUUAAUCACGAGAGUUUGGAAAAGACCGUUGUCUGUAAAAAGACAUCAGCUGAAAUAGAGAGGAACGACUCUGGUGUCGGGUCUGAAACGAGUAAAUCGUCAAGAAGCAGACUUCAGGGGAAAACUUCGCCAUGUAAUACAAUCAGCGAUAAAGACACUCCUAUUCAUCUUUGCGAAGAUUGUGAUACUGCUGUGGAAACACAAGUUACUGAACAAGGAUCAAUAUAUGCUCCACUGGUGUGUCGUAAAUGUGCCAAGAAGAGAGCCGAAAGAAAGGAAAUAAUAACUGAAAUCGUUGAAACAGAAGAGAAGUACGGACGAGAUUUGCAAAUAAUCUUGGAAGAAUUCUACAAACCUAUGCUAGUAGCUGGACUUCUAACACAGGAACAACUGAGUGCUAUAUUCUUGAACGUAGAAGAACUAAUUGAAAACAAUCAAGUUUUAUCAGAAAAACUAAGAGAUGGUCUUGAAAUUGCCGUCGAUCAAGGAGAUGAGGAUUUGCUUACAGUGAACGUUGGCAAAAUUUUGUUGGAAUGUUCGGGUAUGUUAGCGGCAUUCCAGUCGUACUGCGUGAAACAAGCGGGUGCUGCACUUUUAUUGGCCGGUCUUGAGAAGGAGAAGGAACUUCUGAGGAUAUUCUUGCGCGUCUCGCAGAUGGAAAACGCGGUCCUGAGACGGAUGAACCUUAAUUCAUUUCUCAUGGUGCCAGUCCAACGCGUGACAAAAUAUCCGCUCCUUCUCUCUCGGUUGCAUCGAGCGACUGCAGCUUGCGCGACUGAACGCGAAGAUGUGAAGGCGGCUCAGCGUUGCGUCGAGACCAAACUUGAAGAAAUCAACACUGCAGCAGCCGCGGCGGCGGCUGCGGCAAGAGAUGUGCCGCUGUGGCGCCGUCUAGCGGCUGCUAGAAGAACUGCUCACGAUCUUCACGUAGCGGAUAUCAGAUUGAGGAAGAUGGCCGUCGAUGUUUUGGACUGGAAUCAUGACGAUGCUAGGUUCGCGAUGGAAGGCAAGCUGCUGUUCACUCAGCCCAAUGAUAACAACUGGCGUAAGGGCCGCACUAUCAAACUGACGCCGAUCAACGCUCUUUUGGUAACUAAUGGAAAGCCAACGACGACUCACAAGCCGAAUGAGAUCCGUGAGAUUCGGGAAGCAAGAGAUAGAGAGGCGAGAGAGAAGGAGGGAGAAGCUCUGUUCGCGAGGAGUGGAGUAAGAGAAGCUGCUCUACUCCUUGUGAGAGAGAAGGCUGGACGAUACACACUGCAGAGGGAGCCACUGUUCCUAGACCGGUGUGUGGUAGCAGCGGAUCACGAGCCCGAGCAUUUCUUCGAAGUCCACGAGAUUACUACUAAGGAUUCUUAUAUUUUUAAGGCCGAAGAGAACAGUCGCACGCGCACCUGGUAUCGGCAACUACAGUAUCACGCACAAGGCGCAGGCGCGUGGCGUAAACGAAGAAACGCACUCGCUAACAUCAUGAUUAACCCUAUGCUCACAAGAAAUUAACAUUAUUAAUUGCCAUUUGUAUUAUCUGUAGCAAGAACACUUCGAAAAAAUACGUCACGCAGUGUUUUUUUAAAAAAACAAGUUUUUUAUGCAUCGUCUGUUUUAUCAGAAUUCGAAUUUCGAAUGCAUUGUUCGUAAAUAAUGUUUUUAUUUCUUUUCAUAUCACGGAAAUAUUUGCGAGCGGAUCAUAAUUAUAUACGUCAAUAUUUUUCCUUUGUGACCUGCACUUGAAUCGUUUCAUGAUUAAAAAUAUUCGAGCUAAUAAUUCCAGCAUUUUUAAAGUGUAUUUAAAACUUCAAUAUUCAGUUUACAAAAUAUGGCAUUCGAGGAAUAUUAUUUUAUUUUCUGUAUAAUGUAAAUAUUUUUAUAUCAUUUUUGCCACUAGUGUUUAGUACUAGCUUUACACCAAAAUAUAGUUCAUUAACAUUUUGUGCCCUAUAUUUUAAAAGAUAUAUUUUGAAAAUACAAUUGUAGCUUAAAAAUAAAUAUUGUACAUAAAUUAACUUUAAUAGCUGUGAUAUCCCGUCCUUAAACUGAAAAAUAAUAAAAAAAAUAAACAACUAAAAACCGCUUCUAUUUUCAAAUGUAACAAUAAAUUAAAAGUAUUUUGUCUUUUCAGAAAUUUUAGAUAACAUUAAUAACUACUUCCUGACUAGUCUUAAGGGAAUAUUGUAAUAAAAAUAAAUAUUUAUAAGAAAAUAUACAUAAUUAUAUUGUAUUUAUUGUAUGUAAUACUUAGUUUUAAGUUUAAAUAUCGCUAAAAUGUAGAUGUUAAACAAAAGUGUUUUCGCCUUUCAAAUUAUUGUACUUAUUUGUUAUUCUAUUAUGUUCGUAGUGAAAGAAUUAAAUUAAUUAUUAAAA